Molecule: messenger RNA, 1916 nt
Organism: Nicotiana tabacum (common tobacco)
Lineage: Eukaryota; Viridiplantae; Streptophyta; Magnoliopsida; Solanales; Solanaceae
Product: berberine bridge enzyme-like 22
Molecular function (GO): oxidoreductase activity; FAD binding
Source: RefSeq, a predicted model, not a curated record
UUCUUUUAUCAGUCACUCAAAUACACCAAAUUCCUCUGUAUAAAUGUAGAUUAUUUGAAACGGUACUCACGAGCAAAUUCAUCUUCUUUCCCUCAAAGCAUGAUAUAGCUCAUUCUUUGUCAUUCUCGCAUUAGAAAGUACUCUUAAUUCUUUUUUAUAGCAAUCUCUUGCAUGAAAAGAAAUGGGCAGACUUCAAUUUCUCUCUCUUUUAAUUUUUUCAUUCUUUUUGUUAAAAUGUUCCUCCCAACAAGACUUUCUCCACUGUGUUUCCAAAUACUCUAAAAACAAUAUUACCAAAAACAUUUACACCCCAAACACUCCAACUUAUUCAUCUAUCCUGGAAUACGCUCAAAAGAACCCCAGAUGGUUGAAUACUUCACAUCCCCUCUUUAUUGUCUCCCCUAGGAAAGAAUCAGAAAUCAAGCCUGUUAUCCUUUGUGGUAAAAAACUAGGCUUGCAAAUCAAAAUAAAAAGUGGUGGCCACGACUAUGAAGGCAUAUCUUAUCGUUCUGAAUCCCCAUUUGUUAUGCUUGAUUUAAGCAGUCUUAACAAAAUCAAGAUUAAUCUCAAGGACGAAACAGUUUGGGUUCAAGCUGGGGCGACCCUUGGCCAGCUUUACUAUGCAAUUGCCAAGAAAAGUAAAGUGCAUGGAUUUCCAGGAGGAGUUUGCUUUAGUAUUGGCACUGGUGGAAUCAUCAGUGGUGGUGGCCUCGGCGCUCUGAUGAGAAAGUUUGGCCUAGCAGCUGAUAAUGUUGUAGACGCUCGUGUAAUGGAUGUCCAUGGAAAAAUCCUUGACAGAGAGAAAAUGAAAGAGGAUUUGUUUUGGGCAAUAAGAGGAGGUGGAGGAGCAAGUUUUGGUGUCAUUCUUGCAUGGAAACUCAAACUUGUUCGUGUUCCUGAAAAGGUUACUGUUUUCACAAUUCGUAGGAAGUUAGAGGGUAACAAAAAUCUUCUCCAAAAAUGGCAAAAUAUAUCACAUCAGCUACCUGAAGAUUUGUUCAUUAGAGCUAUUAUUCAAAAUGGUAGAACAGGAAAUAAUGAUGAAAAGUUUUUGGAAUUCUAUUUUCAAGCACUAUAUGUUGGACCAGUUGAUGAGUUAAUUCCAUUACUUAAAGAAAAAUUCCCUGAGUUUGAUUUGGAGAAAAAAGAUUGCUUCCAAGAUCCUGUUAAUGCAGAGAAAGAAUGCUAUGAAGUUCCCUGGAUCGGGUCAGUCCUGUAUUUCUUUUUUAGGAAACCAAAUGAAUCACUUGAAGUUCUGUUAGAUAAGACAAUUCCAACACAGAAGAACUAUAACAAAGGGACAUCUGAUUUUGUGAAGAGUCCAAUUCCUGAAAAUGGUUGGGAAAUAGUAGAAAGACUGUUUUUGGAAGAAGAAAGACCCCAGAUAAUUUUGGAGCCAUUAGGUGGAAAAUUAGAUGAAAUUUCAGAAUCUGAAAUUCCAUUCCCACAUAGAAAGGACAAUUUGUAUAAUAUUCAGUAUUUGGUCAACUGGGGUGAUAAUAGUGAGAGUGUAUCAAGCCAGAAGAUAGCAUGGAUUAGGAAACUUUACAAGGAAAUGGAGCCAUUUGUUGCAAAAUCUCCAAGAACUGCUUAUUUGAAUUACAGGGACCUUGAUUUUGGAACUAAUGAAGAGGACUACAGCUAUUCCAAGGCCAAAAUCUGGGGUGAAAAGUAUUUCAAGGGCAACUUUGAGAGAUUGGCCAAAGUAAAGAGUAAGGUGGAUCCCAGCAAUUUUUUCAAAAAUGAACAAAGUAUUCCACCUUAUCGAACUUAUUAUAGCUGAAGAGGACCAGAGUGCAUACAGGGUUUCAUGUGUAUGUUAAUCAGCUGAAAAAUAAUAAUCUAAGCUGGUUAUUUGAACUUUGAAGUUUUACAAAGACUACUAUUCUAGAAUAAGAAAAUAUUCAUGUGGACAA